AUGCGCGACCUCAAGCAGCGCCUCUUCGACCUGCUGCGCUCCGGCGGCAACAACAACAGCGGCAGCAAUCACAACAACCACAGUGGCAGCAACGGCAGCAGCAGCAACAGCAACACGAACCACAGCAACAACUCGCAUCACCUCAAGUCGAACAACAAUCAGCAAACACACGCGCCACCCGCCCAAAAGCCGAAGAAACUGCACGAGUACACGGCCGCCGAUUGCAAUGCGGCAUUCCUGCGCAAGUACCACGACCUCAGCAUCAGCAGGGAUCGCGAACUGGACAGGGAUCGGGAGCGGGAUCGGGAUCGCGAUCGGGAGAGGGAGCGGGAAAGAGCUGGUCCCGGCCAGGUGCCGUCGCACAAUGUGAUCUACUUCAAUGAGAACCUGUCGAUGGCCAGCAAGUACAAUGUGCGACCCUUUCCGCUCGCCCGCUACCCGUCGUGUCCGCUGAGCAGCUUCGGCAUCUCGCCGGGAUCCGGACGCCAGGAGGGCAGUGCCGGCAGCAGUUUGGGCGAGGAGGAGGACACGGAGAGCGAACCGUAUCACUUUUGCUCCGACGAGGAUCAGAGCAGUCACACGCAAACCAUCAAAUUGCGUCACCACCAUCAUGGCCAUGAUCAUCAUGGCCUCGAACUAAUGGAGCCGUCGUCCGUUAACGAGGACGCCGACCUGGAGGACGACCAGGCCGAGUCGCAGCUGGACUCGUUCUGCACGCUCUGCACCUCGACCUUCAGCUACAACAAGUGCUGUCGCUUCUGCGAGAACUCGCUCUGCGGCUCCAAGUGCAACUCGGAGCGCGGUUCGCACGCCAGCCGGAUGAGUCGCAUCAGCCAGAUUAGCCAGAUCAGCAGGCACCUGGCCGGCGGCUAUCCACUCGAUCCGGACCUCGAUCCGCACCAGAAUCAGCCGCAGGCGCACCGCUUCGGGGGCAGCAUGCGCAUGCUGGCCAACCAUCAGUCGGCGGCCAUCAGAACCAUAAACGAUUAUGCGCUUAACUCGAAUCUCCACCUAAACCACAACAACAAACUGAACAAUCUGCACAGCAACAAGCUCCUGCACAGCAACCAAAGCCACAGCAGCAGCCUCAAUCCGAGCACAAGGAUGCACUCGCACCAGCUGGACUCCUACCUGGGCGGAGUGGGCGGCAUGAUGAAUCUGGGCGGCAUGGCCCCAGUGGGCCAGUUGCACCAUCCGGGGAGCGUUUCCGGCAGCGAAAGACCCAACGGAGGAGCUCUGGCCCUGCACUAUGCCGCCGCGCGUGGCUGCCUCGACUGCGUCCAACUGCUGGUCGCCGCAUCCGUGGAUAUUUGCGCCAAUACGCAAAUGGACAACGAUGUCACGCCCGUUUACCUGGCGGCGCAGGAGGGCCACUUGGAGGUGCUCAAGUUUCUGGUGCUCGAGGCCGGCGGCUCUUUGUACGUCCGUGCACGCGACGGCAUGGCACCGAUCCAUGCCGCUUCACAAAUGGGCUGCUUGGAUUGCCUCAAAUGGAUGGUACAAGAUCAAGGUGUGGAUCCCAAUCUGCGGGAUGGCGAUGGGGCCACGCCCCUGCACUUUGCCGCCUCCCGGGGUCAUCUAUCCGUGGUCCGUUGGCUGCUCAAUCACGGAGCCAAGUUGUCCCUCGACAAAUAUGGCAAGUCGCCCAUCAACGAUGCGGCAGAGAAUCAGCAAGUUGAGUGCCUCAACGUCUUGGUGCAGCACGGCACUUCGGUGGACUACAAUGGCAAAAGUAGCUCACAGCGCCACAAGUCGCAGCAGCAUCUGCACCACCAGCAGCAACAGCAGCAGCAACAGCAGCAGCAGCAGCAACACCUGAGCAGCAGCUGCAACUCGAACUCGAAUUCCUCGAAGCAGACGAGUCGCAGCAAUACGAUCAAGUCCAAGUCCUCCUCGACUCUCAGCUCCGACGUGGAGCCCUUCUACCUGCAUCCACCGGCCAUAGCCGGCGGAGGAGCAGGCGGAUCGGGAAUGGGCUUGGGCAUGGGCAUGGGCAUGAACAUGGGCAUGGGAAUGGGCCUGGGCAUCACGAGGAAGAACAGCGACGCCUUGUACUCGCAACAAUCGAGGAGCUCCUCCGAGAAGCUGUACAAUGGCUCGUCCUCCUUGGGUGGCAAUCCGGGUGGCAACAGUUCUUCGGCAGGCGGCGGCGUUGGAGGAGGCGGUGGAGGUGGAGGUGGAGGCGGUGGCGCCCUGCUGCCCAACGAUGGUUUGUAUGUGAACCCGAUGCGGAAUGGGGGCAUGUACAAUACGCCCUCGCCGAAUGGCAGCAUCUCGGGGGAGUCGUUCUUUCUGCACGAUCCGCAGGACAUUAUCUACAAUCGGGUGCGGGAUCUGUUCGUCGACUCCGAUUGCAGCAGCAGUGUGAAGCAGCAUGGCAAGAGCCACGCCCACCCACUGCUGCAGUCGAAGGCGGGCAAUGCAAUGACCAUCCAGGCGGACGUCCAUUCCAGCUCCAGCGGCGCGGGCAGCGGCUCCGACGAGUCCGUCUCCAUCUCGUCCAGCUUCAACUCGCCCAAGCAGCCGCAGCAGCUGCGCAGCCAGAGCUUCAAUCGCCACGGCAGCAGCAGCAACAUCAGCAACAUCAGCGCCAGCGGCAACAUCAAGAGCAGCAACUACAAGCCGCACAAGGGUAUGCCCAACACGCAGAAUGGCGGCGGGGAUCACGACUACGAGGACAUCUAUCUGGUGCGCGAGGAGUCGCGAAAGCAUCACCAGCAGCAGCAGCAGCAGCAGCAUCACCAGCAGCAACACCAGUUGCAGCAGCAACAACAGCUGCAGCACCAAGCCGUCCAGCAGCAGCAGCAGCAGCAGCAGCAACAGCAACAGCAGCUGCAACACAAAUACAACGUGGGACGCUCCCGGUCGCGGGACAGUGGCUCCCAUUCGCGAUCGGCCAGCGCCAGCUCCACCAGGAGCACGGACAUUGUGCUGCAGUACAGCAAUCACCACUUGAACAACAAGCGCAACAUGAACAACGGCGGCAACAUGAACAACAGCAGCAGCAACAUCGCGCUGAGCAGCAGCAACAACCACAAUAACAACAGCAACAACAACAACAGCCUGCUGAAUCGCAAUAAAUCGCACUCGAUCAUUGGACUGCACAGCAGCAAGUACGAGUCCUCGCUGAAGGACAACUACAGCGCCAAGAACGUGAAUCUGAAUCUGAAGAACCAGCUCCUCAACGGCGGCAUCAAGAGCGACACCUACGAGAGUGUCUGUCCGCCGGAGGACGUGGCCGAGCGGACCAAGCAGACGCACAAGAACUCCAUGAUCCGCAACAAUCUGGCUGACAUCCCGAGCAACAACAGCAACAACAACAACAACAACAUCAGCGGCAGCAACAACAACAUCAGCGGCAUGGGCAACAUGAGCGGCGGCAAUCAGAGCAGCAGGAAUCUGAAGCGGGUCUCCUCGGCGCCACCCAUGCAGAAUCUGGCCGUGGUUAAUGGACCACCGCCACCACCACUGCCACCGCCAUUGAGGGCACCAGUGCAGCAGCAACGCGGCAACUUGAGUGCCGAGCAACCGAACAGCCUGAGUGGCUGCAAUGGCAUCUACAUGAAGAAUGCCACCAAUGCCAAUGGCAAUGGAGCUCCUCCGCCAGUUCCAGCGCCCAAUCCCGUGGCCACCGAGGCGGUCGACUCGGAUUCGGGACUCGAAGUGGUCGAGGAGCCGAGCUUGAGGCCAUCGGAACUGGUGCGCGGCAACCACAAUCGCACCAUGUCCACCAUAUCGGCGAACAAGAAAGCCAAGCUGCUCAAUGCCAGCAGCACCAAUGGUAGCUCCAUUGCCGCCACUUCCGAGGACUCCCACUCCCACUCCCGAUCCGGAGGAGCUGCCCAUGCUGCCAAUGCUGCGGCGGCCAAUGCCCAUUACUAUGGCUACUCGGAGGGCGUCAAAAGCCAGAGGAGCAAUGGCAAUCCCAAUGGAGGUGGUGUCAACUAUCCCAGUCAUCCCAGUCAUCCCAAUCAGCCGCACUACGCGACUGGGCAGCCGCAUCAGUACACGCCCAGCCUGUACGGAGGUGGCUCCUCCGCCGAGGAUCACUACGAGCUCACCCAGCAGCAGCAGCUGCAGCAGCAGCAGAUCUAUGGGGAGGCCCACAUGGCUGGGGGACAGCGGACGGGCGGACCCAAUCUGGUCAACAAGCAGCUGGUGCUGCCUUUUGUGCCGCCCAGUUUUCCCAAUAAAUCACAAGACGGCGUCACGCAUCUCAUCAAGCCGUCCGAGUAUCUCAAGAGCAUCAGCAUCGACAAGCGUUCGUGUCCAUCCUCCGCCCGCUCCACGGACACGGAGGACUACAUGCAGAUACAGAUCGCCCAGCAGCAGCAGGUGCACCACUCGCAGCUCCACUCGCAGCAUCCGCAGUCGCAUCCGCACCAGCACCAGCACCAGCACCACCCCCAUCCGCAUCCACAUCCGCACCAUCCCCACCAGCUGCAUGGAAUGGGCGAGCAGCCACCGUUGCCGCCACCACCGCCGCCGCUGCCACACGGCAUGUUGCCCCCACAACCGCCGAUGGGUCCGCCGAUGGGCGUGGCAGGCGGCCAGGAUGCCACCAUGUCUGGCAAGGCGCACAAGCCGAAGAAGCCGCACGGAUCGGCACCCAAUAGCCAGGACACGGCCACCAGGAAGCAGCACCAGCCACUCUCGGCCAUCUCCAUUCAGGAUCUGAACAGUGUCCAGCUGCGCCGCACGGACACACAGAAGGUGCCGAAGCCCUACCAGAUGCCAGCGCGCAGCCUGAGCAUGCAGUGCCUGACCUCCAGCACGGAAACGUAUCUCAAGUCCGACCUGAUUGCCGAGCUGAAGAUCUCCAAGGACAUACCGGGCAUCAAGAAGAUGAAGGUGGAGCAGCAGAUGGCCAGCCGCAUGGACUCGGAACACUACAUGGAGAUCACCAAGCAGUUCUCGGGCAACAACUACGUGGACCAGAUCUACUUGCAGAUACCGGAACGGGACCAGGCCGGCAACGCCAUACCGGACUGGAAGCGCCAGAUGAUGGCCAAGAAGGCGGCCGAGCGGGCCAAGAAGGACUUUGAGGAGCGCAUGGCCCAGGAGGCGGAGUCACGCCGCCUCUCCCAGAUUCCCCAGUGGAAGCGGGAUCUGUUGGCGCGACGCGAGGAGACGGAGAACAAGCUGAAGGCGGCCAUCUACACGCCCAAGGUGGAGGAGAACAACCGGGUGGCGGACACCUGGCGGCUGAAGAACCGCGCCAUGUCCAUCGACAACAUCAACAUCAAUCUGGCCGGCAUGGAGCAGCACUACCAGCAGAUCCAGUUCCAGCAGCAACACCAACAGCAGCUCCAGCAGCAGCAGCUGCAGCAUCACCUCCAGUUGGGCAACAAGGAGAACCAUGGCGAUCCCAAGGCUGCUGAGCAGGAUCAGGAGCACGGCACUGGCGGUGUCGGUGUUGGUGGCGUCGUGGGUAACGCUAACGGAGGCCAGGAGCUCAUGGAACCGUCGGAGGGCAGCCAGGGACACGCCGAGGAGGAGGAGGACAACAUCAUUCCAUGGCGCGCCCAGCUGCGCAAGACCAACAGCCGCCUCAGCCUGAUCUGAAGCAUCCACACAUCCACAUAUCCACACAUCCAGACUUACCCUAAGAAAAGAAAAUGAAAUCCAUUCUAUCAAUCGACUCUUAAGCGGUGCAUUUUUUUUUUGUUUUUUUUUUGUCGAUUAACUUAAAGCUUAAUGUGCAAUUAUAAUGAUCAAGAGAAACCCUAAAUAUAAAACGCAUAAAACCUACGCCUAAGCUCUAGCUACUUACAUUGUACUAUAUGCAUUAUCAUAACCCGUACUUUUACACCUAAUUGUAUUCCAUGUUUUUUUUUUGUCGGCAAAACGAAGAAAGUUUUUAUUCCUAGUGGGCAGUGCAGUAUCGCAAGGCGAAUCAAACGUAUACAUAUAUACCUAAUCUUAGCUGCUGUCCUUGAGUUCUAUUUCGGUGUUGUAUUUUUUAUCAUUUCUACUCUCUAUUAUUUGACUUAUGUUAUUUUUUUUGUGUUCUUGUGACU
Drosophila teissieri is the source of this 6020-nucleotide messenger RNA. RefSeq lists its product as uncharacterized. Gene Ontology annotation, biological process: actin filament bundle assembly. The record is from RefSeq and is a predicted model, not a curated record. Gene Ontology annotation, cellular component: cytoplasm. The coding region runs from base 1 to 5565 and encodes 1854 amino acids. The transcript is spliced from 12 exons. NCBI's taxonomy places the organism in Eukaryota, Metazoa, Arthropoda, Insecta, Diptera, Drosophilidae. Gene Ontology annotation, molecular function: actin filament binding.